AUGACGUUUCGUAAGAUAUUUUUUAAUCGAAUAACAGAUGACUUAAAAAAACGGGAAUUAUUACCGUUGAAAUUAAUAUUUUUUAUACAUGCAUCUACCAUAUUGGUAUUAUAUCCAUAUUUAACAAUUCAUAUGAGAGAAUUAGGAAUAAAUGUUAAAGAAACAGCAAUUAUGUCAGCUGUUAUACCAUUUAUUGCAAUUAUUAUGCCACCGGUUGCAGGAAUGUUAGCUGAUAAAAUUGGAAAUUUUCGUAUGUUACUAGCAUUUUUCUCGACAUUAGGUGGUCCCGUAGCACUUUUAUUACUUCUAGUACCUGUCGGACGUCUAACAAUAACAUAUCCAGAAUCUGUUAUCCUGGAUUUAUCAUGUUCACAAAAUGGAUCGUUACAUGUAAGCACAGAUGAACGUAAUUACAGCUGUGAACCAAUUAACUCAAAUACAGAGAACGAAAUCGAUAUACAUGUUGAAUCGUGUGGUUUGAGUUGUAGCAUCGAUUACAAUAAUUAUAGCGAAGAUGAUAUUCUAUUAUCACGUGAAAUUGAAAUACAAGAAAAAAAUGGACGUACCCUACAAAUGGUUUAUUAUCCAAAUGUAGAAAUACAUGUAGAAGAACCUUUAGAUCUUUCAGAACAGAGUCGAAAGUUACGAAAUAAUGAACUAUUUCAACAAACGAUUCGUAUGAUUAAUAAAAAUACGAUUUAUUUUCCAUUGGAAAACUAUCAUUUUAUUUGUAAGUCAUAUGAAAAUAGUACAAUCGAUUGUGAAUUGAAUAGUAACAAUACUCAAAUUUUGAAUACGUUUCGUGGAACAAUUUUACCAAUGCCACGUGGUACACAUUCGAGCUAUGAAAUGGAUAAUUUAAUACGAGAAUUUCCAUUGUUGUGGUUGUCAAAAAAUAGGAAAAGUAUACAUAGAACGCCAGUGUGUCAUGAAAAAUCGAAGGUAAUGGUAUCAUUAAUCACAGAAACAGAUUCACGAAUAAAAUUAGAAAAUUGUCAAUCAAGAUGUUUGGCUUUAACACCACGUAAAAAUUUAUGUAGUAAUUUAAAAGUCGUAAAAGAACGUAAUAUUCAAUUAACAUUUUGGAGUUACUUACUUGUGCGUGUUUUAAUUGGAGUUGUUGGUGGAACAGCAUUUGCAAUGUUUGAGGGAGCUGUAAUUGCAGUUUUACGUGAACAUAAAGCUGAUUAUGGUUUACAACGUGUUUACGCUUCACUUGGUGGAAUGAUUAGUUCACCAUUAUCCGGGUGGAUGAUUGAUUUUGCAAGUGCGGGAAAAGGUUACACCGAUUUUAGGCCAGCAUUUUGGCUCUACGCUAUAUUAAAAGUAACUACCGGAUUUUUAAUUUUAUUAAUUCGAUUAGACUUCAAACAACCUGCAAAAAAUGUUGUGGUUGAUGUGAAAACAGUUUUACGAAACGCUGAAAUGAUUGCUUUGUUAUUAGCAUGCUUUAUUUUGGGAACGGCAUGGGGAUAUAUUGAAAGUUUCCUAUUUUGGUUAUUGCAAGAUCUUGGUGGUUCCCGAUCACUUAUGGGUAUUACAAUCACUGUCGGUGGAAUAUUUGGUAUCCCAUUAUUGGUAAUGUCUGGACCCAUAAUUGAUAAAAUUGGACAUGCAAACGUUCUAUUUAUUGGCUUUGUAUUUUAUGCAAUACGAUUAAUGGGAUACUCAUUAUUGUAUAAUGCAUGGUAUUGCCUGAUAUUUGAGGCUAUGGAAAGUGUUACGACGGGCUUAGCAUUUACAGCGGCAGUCACUUAUGCAGCGAAACUAUCAACGACUACAACUGAUACUAGUAUUCAAGGACUUUUGGGUGGUUUAUAUUUUGGAGUAGGUAAAGGUUCGGGCAGUUUGAUUGGAGGAUUUAUGAUCUCAGCUAUUGGAGCACGUGAAACAUAUCAAGUAUUCUCAGCUGUAACAUUUAUCACUGGUGUUGCAUAUUUCUUAUUCAACCAUUUCUACUUAAGACAGCGUGCUACGGAAGGAAAUGAAAUUUGUAAAAAAGAAAAACCAAUACCGACACCAAUUGAACAUAAUAUUGUAGAAACAAAUGAAAAACUCAAUGGUGAUUUAAAAGCUGUACAAUAUACAAAAGAAACUGAAAGUAAAAAGAAUAAUAAAGAAAAAUUGAACGCAACAGAAAAUUUAGGUUUUGAGAAAGAUGAACAUGAAGAUUUAGAAAAGAAUGAAAAAAUUGUUAAUAAUGGACAAGUGAAUUUAGGUUUUAAGGAUGAUGACAAUAAAGUGAAAAAUAAUGAAAACAAAGUGCACUAGUUUAAAACAGGGCUUUAAAUUGUAGCUUAAUUUAAUUAAUAUUUUGUUUUUUAUAUAUUUGAUCUCCAUGAUGUUUGUAUUCCUUGAUAAAUAAAAUGAAACAGCAUAUUUCAACGGCAAAAUUAAAAGCUGGCCGAAACUAUAGGCCGAAACUAUUUUAAAAAAAUUUUUGGUGUUCGAAAAAGGCCUACUUUAAAUCAAUUCACUCUAUUCGUUCAGAAAUGCUGUCAGCAAAUCUGAUAUCCCAGCUUUUGAAAUCUCAAAAUUUCGAGAUAAUAUUGAAAAUACGAAAUUAAAUGAAUAUAAAGUUGCAAACUUAUUUGUAGAAGAAAUGGUAACAAUAUUGAGUGCACGAGGAACAUAUUUCUGGUUCCAAGCAUCAAACAAUCAUUUAUUGUUACUUUUCUUUUUACAAGAAACUAUCCAAUUUUCGCUGAACUGAGCCUAAGCAAACACAAUAACGUUUCACAUAAAAUAGGCGUUUCUUUUUUCAAUGUUUCGAAUACGAUUCUAUAUUAUUUAUUAUUUAUUCACUAGAAUGCAUAUAAUUUUAAACGUCAAGUCUUUCGGUUAUAUAAGCGAUGUUUAUUUAUGAUACAAUGGCGUAAACUAUAAAGAUACAAUUUGCCGAGUAAUCUUAAUGAAAAGAGAAUUGAAAAAAAUAGACUUGCACCAGGAAUGUGUUUAGAGCUCGUAUAGCCAAAUUGGCAAGGUGCUUAGCAUGAAUUCAAGAGAUCCGAGUUCUAGUUCUGGUGUGGGUGUAUUCUUUUCAAGUCUCUUUUCAUUACGGUUUUAUAUAUUUCGGGGACGAUAAAUACAAGGUAAAAAAUCGCAAUGCUAGUAUGGUAUAUUGUUGUAAGAUACGAGGAUGGCGUUUCGGUAAAUAUUAAUCUGUACAACUGGGGAAAUAAUUUGCCUCUUAACGGGCUAUAGGAAAAGAAAUUUUGUCUUCCAUUGAAUAAGAUAAAGAAUAAAAUAAAAAUUUAUUUUUAAAACUUAAGAUUCUAUAAAUUUAAAAUAUGUUUUUAAUCAAUUUUAUUAUUAAAACUCAGCAAACCUGAAAACAUAUAAACAAGCUGUUUAAUUUUAUUUAAUCAUUCUUUUUAAU
Chrysoperla carnea is the source of this 3379-nucleotide messenger RNA. RefSeq lists its product as uncharacterized. The transcript is spliced from 7 exons. Gene Ontology annotation, cellular component: membrane. Lineage: Eukaryota; Metazoa; Arthropoda; Insecta; Neuroptera; Chrysopidae. The record is from RefSeq and is a predicted model, not a curated record. Bases 1 to 2271 code for a protein of 756 amino acids.